UCUCAGCGAAGUGAAAGAAGAAUCAGAACUCUCACUGGAGGCGAGAUGUUCCUGGUACCACCUCAACAGCCUCCAGAAAAGGGUGUGGUCGAAAUUGAGGGGCGUGGGCAUAUGGGCAUCAGCAGGAAGUUACCUGUUGAAUUUCUCUGUCCUUUCUCUUCCUGACCUUUGUAGUUAUUCCUAAAGGGGAAGUCACUGAACAAUAAGACUCCUCCGAAAAAGUGGUAAGGAUAGGUAGCAGGACGGCGAUUAAUUACUUAGUUCCCAACAGCUAUUCUUUACCUGCUAAGUCAGGUGAACUGGUUCUCGGGGUGGAAACCUGCAAGUGAAAAAAGGACAAGGACGAGGGAGGUACUGUAUUUGUUAAUUUUGAAGACCACACCUAGAAUUUGCAGACCCAUUUGUGGGACUCGCUUGGCCAGGGAAAGGGGGAAGAACUGGAGGGACUUUGGCAGCAAAAGAAGCCUGUCUGGGCUACCUUCCUUGUGUUUUGCCUAGCUAAACACUAUAGCUAGCAUGGCUUCCGCUGUCUGGGGGAGUGCCCCUUGGUGGGGCCCGCCGCCGCCAGCCCCUGCCCGGCCGCUCACGGACCUCGACUUCUGCUCUGGGGCGCAGCUGCAGGAACUGACCCAGCUGAUUCAGGAGCUCGGGGUACAGGAGAGCUGGAAUGACGGGCCGCAGCCGGGAGCAGACCUCCUCCGGGCAAAGGACUUCGUCUUCGCGUUGCUUGGUCUAGUUCACCGCCAAGACCCCCGUUUUCCUCCUCAUGCAGAACUUCUGCUACUUCGUGGUGGGGUUCGCGAAGGCUCCCUGGAUCUGGGGCAUGCACCCUUGGGUCCCUACGCCCGCGGACCUCAUUACGACGCCGGCUUCACUCUCCUAGUCCCGAUAUUUUCGCUGGAUGGCACUGGGUCAGAGUUGCAACUGGACCUAGAAUCCUGUUAUGCAUGGCUCCGCCUCCCAGAGCUGGUUCUUGGAACUUCUGUGCGGGAAGCGUGGCAGGAUUGCCUGGGAGCCCCAGUCCCAAGAGGACGUGGUUUGACUCACCAAAGGGAAAACGAAGGAAGCCCCAAGGACAAGCAAAGCUCGGUGGUCCAGCCACGCAGUUACAUCACUGAGUCUGAUCUGCAUGUAUUUUUAGAAAAAUCACCUUUUGACCUUUCAGAGCUGGAGUCAUCUCAGCAUGACGUCACCCACUUUGGCCCUUCCGAACCUUUGCAAGAACUGAGUACUGACAUCAUUCAGGCAACCGUCGAGGGUCUAGUUCCACAGCCAACUGAGGUUCAGGAGGCGUGUCCUACAUUGUGUCCAGCCCUGGUGGCGACCUGGUUCUUUGCUACUCUGGCCACAGUUGCCGAAUCCCUCGUCCCUAUCCCGGGGGCUCCGCGCUUGGUGCAUGCAGCACGCCACUCAGGCUUCACCACGAUUCUCCUAGCGACGCCAGGACCCCCGCGGCGCCUACUGCUCUUCGAUUUGAUCCCGGUGGUGUCUGUGGCAGGCUGGCCAGAGGGAGCACGAAGCCACUCAUGGGCGGGACCUCUGACCUCCGAGUCCUCCUCCUUCUACCUAGUACCAGGCGGCGGCACAAAGAGGCAGAACGCCUUAGGCUGGCAGCUCUGCUUUGCCCGCCAGGAGCUGGCGCUCAAGACACGCAUACCCGCGCCGCUGUUGCAGGCGCACGCUGCUGCCCAGGCUCUACUGCGCCCACUGGUGGCCGGGACGCAGACCGCGGCGCCCUACCUUCUGAGAACGCUGCUGUACUGGGCUUGCGAGCGGCUGCCGGCGCUCUACUUGGCGCGGCCAGAAAAUGCGGGCGCCUGCUGCCUCGGGCUACUGGAUGAGCUGGGCCGCGUGCUCGAGGCCGGGACAUUGCCUCACUAUUUUCUGAGUGGCCGAAAGCUCUGUGUGGGCGAAGAUUCUGGUACUCUCCUGCGGGCGUUGGUCCAGCUCCGCGGGGAUCCUGCUCGAGCCCUACGUGCAGCGGUGGAGGAAGCCAAGGUUGCCCGCAAAGGGGGUGGCUUGGCAGGCGUGAGGGGUGGGGCCCAUUAAGACUCUACUACCGCGUGUAAAAUGUUUCUCUUAGCGUGCAUCCCUGGAGAGGACUGCUGGCCCCUUGCACAGGCCCUUUGCGCGCCCCGACCCAAAGACUUUUGGAAGGCCUUGGGGCAUGUCAUGUCAUUUCCUCGUCCCAUCCUGGCGCAGGUGGUCCCUUUUUCCAAAUCUGGACAGCACCCUUCCUGCCCUGGUACAGCCUCCGGCGACUACCUCUCCCCAGUUCUUUGGGUCUUUUAUUUUUAUUUUAUUUUUUCUGAGAAGCCAGUAGAGAUGGAAGGUGUAUAUUUGCUGACUAAAUGUGCAAAGGAGAGAAGUAUGGAAAAUGGAGACUGAUAAAUGUGGCACAUAAAAGCUGAGAUAUUAAGGAGGCCGGAUUUCGCCCCAGGCUGGAUGUUACCACCCCCAGCCUCUCAUCUCUCCAGUUCUGCCCACCUUGUUCAGAGCCUCAGCUCAAAGGCAUCGUCACCAAACUGUUCUGCCGCCAGGGUUUCUACCUCCAGG
Octodon degus (degu) is the source of this 2556-nucleotide messenger RNA. RefSeq names its product transmembrane protein 102 (gene Tmem102). The coding region runs from base 517 to 2049 and encodes 510 amino acids. The transcript is spliced from 3 exons. NCBI's taxonomy places the organism in Eukaryota, Metazoa, Chordata, Mammalia, Rodentia, Octodontidae. The record is from RefSeq and is a predicted model, not a curated record.